This is a messenger RNA of Alligator sinensis (Chinese alligator), 1526 nucleotides long. RefSeq names its product probable global transcription activator SNF2L2. The record is from RefSeq and is a predicted model, not a curated record. Gene Ontology annotation, cellular component: RSC-type complex. Gene Ontology annotation, biological process: chromatin remodeling. Gene Ontology annotation, molecular function: protein binding. The transcript is spliced from 6 exons. Lineage: Eukaryota; Metazoa; Chordata; Crocodylia; Alligatoridae. The coding region runs from base 1 to 609 and encodes 202 amino acids.
AUGUCAGUUAAAUUUUAUGGAAACUUGGAACAAAAACCGCCCACAAGUAUAGUAAUUCUUUGUAUUAUGUCUUUGUUUUUCCUCAACAGUUCAGGACGGCAGCUAAGUGAAGUCUUCAUUCAGCUUCCAUCUAGGAAAGAAUUGCCAGAGUAUUAUGAAUUAAUUAGGAAGCCAGUGGACUUCAAAAAAAUAAAGGAGAGAAUCCGUAACCAUAAAUACCGGAGCCUUGGCGACUUGGAGAAGGAUGUCAUGUUGCUGUGUCACAAUGCUCAGACAUUCAAUUUGGAAGGAUCACAGAUCUAUGAGGAUUCCAUUGUUCUCCAAUCUGUGUUCAAGAGUGCACGACAGAAGAUUGCCAAAGAGGAUGAGAGUGAAGAUGAAAGCAAUGAUGAUGAAGAAGAUGAGGAUGAGGAUGAAUCAGAGUCAGAAUCAAAAUCUGUGAAAGUCAAAAUCAAGCUGAAUAAGAAGGAUGAAAAAAUCCGAGACAAAGGGAAAGGCAAGAAGCGGCAAAGUCGGGUAAAAGCAAAGCCUGUCGUGAGUGAUGAUGACAGUGAUGAGGAUCAAGAUGAAAAUGACCAGUCGGAAGCAAGUGGAAGUGAUGAUGAGUGAUCCAUAGGGUUUAUUUUCUUGGCAGAACUGAACCCCUUCCCCCCUUCCUUCUCUCAUUUUACACCCAGUAAAUUCAUUUUGUUGAUAGACAUUGGGUUGUUUCUGUAUUCUCAUCCUCUAUAAACUAGCUUUAGGAUAGUGCCAGACAAACAUAUGAUAUCAUGGUGUAAAAAAGGAAAAAAGAAAAAUUUGUAACAUAUUGUGACCAAAUGGGCCUCAAAGAUUUAAAAAAAAAGAAAAAAAAAAGCUUUUGAUGGAAAAAUGUGGGUUGAUAGUAUAUUUCUAUGGGUUGGGUUUAGCUUGGUUAAUGGGUUGAUUGUGCCUGGUUUUAUCGUUUGAUGAGAUGUUUUUGAAUGGCAUCAGAAAGACAAAAAAUGUCUUUUGUAGCAUUGAUAACCAGGAGAAGCCAUUAAAAGCCGCUGGUUAUUUUAUUUUUCAUCAGGCAAUUUUCAAAGUUUUUAUUUGUUCUGUAUUGUUUUUUACACUGUGGUACAUAUAUGCAAUUUGUUUAAUAGCUUAUAAAUGUACAGUAGUUAGCCUCCACCCCACCCUGUCCCAUACGCAUUUUUCCACUUUAUGCUUGAUGAUCUUCAGAAAAAAAAUGCUUUUCAAAUUGUAUCAAAUUUAUGUCUACUGUAAACUUUGCUUAAUUUUUUUCCUCUUGAUUUAAAAAAGUUGGGUUGAAAAAUGCUAUUGAAUAUUGCAAUCUAUAUAGUGUAAUGGAUGGCUUCUUUCAUCAGACUGAUCUUCUAUGUUACCAAUGUGGAUUAUCACCUUUUCCCUAAAGUGUACUUAAUCUUUGCUUUCUUUGCACAAUGUCUUUGGUUGCAAGUCAUAAGCCUGAGGCAAAUAAAAUUCCAGUAAUUUUGAAGAAUGUGGUGUUGGUGCUUUCCUAAUAAAGAAAUAAUUUAGCUCAA